Schistosoma haematobium is the source of this 2392-nucleotide messenger RNA. RefSeq lists its product as uncharacterized. NCBI's taxonomy places the organism in Eukaryota, Metazoa, Platyhelminthes, Trematoda, Strigeidida, Schistosomatidae. The record is from RefSeq and is a predicted model, not a curated record. The coding region runs from base 296 to 607 and encodes 103 amino acids. The transcript is spliced from 3 exons.
CACUUGUCUACGCAGGAUAUUGAAUGUCUGUUGACCGAAAAGCAUAUGACGUUUUUUCCUUUCCAAUAAAUUUCUCUAAAGGCACCACUUUCAAAGUCGAUUGCAGUUUUCGUGUGGUGUGUUAUGGAAAUAAUGGCGAACACAGGAGACGUUCGGGGUUAUGUAAAAGCAAAAUGCAGAGGCGUUGUCUUAUUCGUUAUUGGUUAACUCAAGGCUGUCGGCGUACUAUACUCUUACUGGUUCACCAUAAUAUAAAUUCAAAAGUUUGACAGACGUAUGCAUCUACCUAACAGGCAUGCCAUCCAAAGGUGCAUCAGGCAAGUCAGUGGGUUCCGGUGGGUCAUCACGUUGCAGUAAGACAUCGAGUGUUUCUAGCUCAGUGGUCCGUACUACAACUAAUCACCACACUAGCAAGUCAUGUGUCCACAGUACUACUAUUACCAGAAGAGAAGUUCAAACUCCGACGAGUUGUCGCAGUAGCAAAACACUUACUGUCACUCAAACAGUGCACCAAAAUCCCGUACGCUCCAUAUUACCAGGUGGGCAAACGAAACACAUCACGUCUACAGACACAAAAGCUAUAACCAAAUCCAGUGAAUCAAAGUGAAUUCCAUCUCAUUUAAAGUAGAGGACGCUUCGAAAGCCUUCUUUAGGGCCACUAUUAAAUAAUGUUGACUUUGCUUUUGUACUGUGCUUAGUAAAUGUAGUGAACAAUUAAUAUAUUUACUACGCAAUUAUGCAUUUUAUGUUGUGCUUAAGUCUGCAAUAAUAAUACAAUUUUAUACUGCGAACUUGAGUUCUCUUUUGUGUCUUGUCAAAGUUCUGGACUUACUGGAGCUAGUAGCAUUUCGUCAGCUUAUUUCAAACUCACAGUAAGUCACACCGGGCUUGCAUUUCUGAAUUGGUAGUGAGUCUACUAAGGUGCAUCAGUCCGACACCUACCUUGUGUUUUACUGUUAACUGAUGUAGUAUGUUAAGGAUAACAUCCUAGUCUUGUCGUGAAUAUGACGAUGUCAGGUUGAAAUUUAAAGGUCGACCUGGAAGGCGGAUUUCGUAACACGACUAUAAGAUGCUCGCAGAUAGCAGUUAUUUGAUUACAGGUGUCUCGUGUACAUUGCGCUCAUCGAGUGGGCAUUGUGGUUGUGGGCAAAGUACUAGAUAAAUACGGUAGAUCGGCUGGUGAGGUAGUGAGUCUCCAUCGAUUGUGAAUGCUCACCCAUACCACGUGUGCCUACACUACGCUCACCUCGAUUGAUGUUGAAUGGCAUACCAGUAGGUAGGAAGAAGGCGGGAACGCGACACCGACCUACGGGGUGACUGAAUUCAACCGAACUAUGCAAGUGGGUGAACAAGUGUAUAAAAUAAACCCAGUUCAAUCUAUAUUUGGCUUAUUACCACCGUCACACAAAUAGGGUCAGCCUAGGUUCAAUAUACGGAGUUAAAUGGAAGAUUCACAUUCAUGGCACACUUAUUCGUUAUUUUGAACUGGAGUUAGAUUAACGGACCCCUAGAUUUGUACAAAAUGGUGACAUGACUUGGGGUUGUUCGUAAUGGCUCUCCUACUACUAUUGAUCUUGCAACUCUGCAAUCUGCCUUGAGAAUUUCAUGAGCAUUAAUGUAGUGUGCCAGUUUGAACAUUUGUUAGGUCCUGCGUCCCAUGUGGCUUACUAACUAACAACAUUGUCCACUCAUCUCGACCACAAGGUUAGUUAUUGGCUUUGUGUUCUCCCAAAUUCUAAUCUUCUGAAUUCUUCAUGUCCCUUUUUUUCUCUUCCUAAAAUUAUUUCACUGGAUUAUACUCCUUGAAUAUCAGCUUCAAACCCUAAUCUUCCCAAUUACUGCUUAUACUUUUACUACCUCUAUCACUACGGCAUUUGAAUCGACAAUUAUAUCUCUCUGCUAAUGUGGUAUGACAACUUGAACUGAUGUAUGUACGUACGAGGUUCUACGUUGUUGUCGACUGACUGGUAAGAACGUUUGUGGUCACCUCUGUCUCCGUGCAUUCGCUACAGAGUAAUGCUAUUAGUAUGUUCAGGCUUUGAAACCUAAAGAUGUCUAUUUUCCCAAUCAGACAUUGUAUUCACUCUCCCGUCUAUUGCUAAGUUACAUUCAACAACUGCGAAACGACCUCUGACAACUUGGAAUUUAUCGGGAAAUAACACGUCAAUAGGUAUAUUGCUUCGACAGCGAAAUUUAAGCUCCUUGAAAAAACGGUUGGAUUGUAUGUGUUCACCUUUGCGACCGGGCAUUCACCAUAUAAUCAGUUGGAUGCUGUUCAAAUAGUACACAAAGUGUGAGCCUUGGUAAGCCAAGGAAAAAACGAGUACAAUAGGUAAACAACAAUAGUUGGUACAUCUACGUGUAAGCUCAGAUAAAAGCUAGGAAAUCAGCC